CUCACGUAUUUUCUCUUCUAUGGCGACGAAACUGAAAUUUGUCGUCUGCAUUUACACAUAAAAUAAUAAUUAUGAAAUGUUAUGAAAAUACUUGUUUUGCUUUACAAAAACUGUAAAAUAUUUAAAAUAUAGUUUUUCUAAAAUGUUUCGACACAAGGUGCUACAGAAACUGCUGCUGCAAGGCAGCUUUAGUGCUGUAGCUUUUGUGUCAGCUGAUAAGCCUGCUGCCAAAGCAGAACCGCUGAAGCAUCAUUACCGGAGCAGUGAACUGCCAAUCUAUCCUGAAGAAACCUUGCGAAGAAGUGAUCCAAAGAUUGAAGAAAAAACUGAACCAACCGAGCUAGAAGUUGGAAUUGGAAAAGUUAGGAAGGUUGUGUGGUCUUACUACGAUAUUUACAAAGAGUACCAUGAUAAGGCCAUUCAUGUGAUUGACACUGGCAUUGCACACACCCAAAGCACUUUCUCACAGGUGAUAGAGAAGACAUCCGCACUUCCACAAGUUCAAGCUACCAGGCAGUUACUGCUGGAAGAAGAAAACUACUUGCAUCGAUACAGUGCAAUUGCGCUAGCGAGUUUGACAGGACUUGUGCUUGGUGCUCGCGGGGGCCGCUUCAAGCGACUGACGUACGCCACGAUUGGUGGGCUGGGCAUGGCAGCCAUCUGCUACCCCAAAGAAGCUAAAGAAACCACGCAGGAAGCAAUUCAGCAGGCAAAGAAAUACUUCACCAUUUCCUACAACUUUAUUUAUGGAGUGACACCAGAGGACGUGAAAGAGUCCACUGCAACCUUACUGGCGUCUCCAGCUUCCGACGAGAAAGGAAAGGCAGAGAAAGAUACAAAGUCGAUGGUGCGCAGUCCGGGCCCCGGAGGGGACCAGAGCCUCCCUGCGGACAAAAACUUGUACACUACGAGAAGUUGAGGCGAGCUGUUGUUCUCGUGGCUGGCACCACCAUUCAGUAUUAUGUCCUUUCUGUCGCGCGCAAACUGCCUCUGUUCUGUAGUUUACCUAGUGCAAUGUGAUGGCUGAAAUGGUUUGGUUUUAACUUUUUAAGAAGCAUGAAUAAACUCAAAGAAAUUA
Bacillus rossius redtenbacheri is the source of this 1078-nucleotide messenger RNA. RefSeq lists its product as uncharacterized. The transcript has 7 exons. Bases 143 to 919 code for a protein of 258 amino acids. Lineage: Eukaryota; Metazoa; Arthropoda; Insecta; Phasmatodea; Bacillidae. Gene Ontology annotation, cellular component: MICOS complex. Gene Ontology annotation, biological process: cristae formation. The record is from RefSeq and is a predicted model, not a curated record.